This is a messenger RNA of Betta splendens (Siamese fighting fish), 2598 nucleotides long. RefSeq names its product G1 to S phase transition 1 (gene gspt1). Gene Ontology annotation, biological process: translation. The record is from RefSeq and is a predicted model, not a curated record. Gene Ontology annotation, molecular function: GTPase activity; GTP binding; translation release factor activity. The transcript has 14 exons. The coding region runs from base 194 to 1945 and encodes 583 amino acids. Gene Ontology annotation, cellular component: translation release factor complex. NCBI's taxonomy places the organism in Eukaryota, Metazoa, Chordata, Actinopteri, Anabantiformes, Osphronemidae.
GAACCACUUCCCUCGUUGGCUGCGGGAUUCAUAUUCUCGCCGAAGCAAGGCUCCAAAAAAACGAUGGAAACUUCACCAAAUAAGCGUCCAAGAGUCUAGAGCACACCAGCAACUGCACGCGUUUUAACCCAACCGCUAAAAUCACCCACGUUUCGCUGUGGCGAAAAGCUCGUCAACUCUGGAAACAGGAGCGAUGGACCCGACCGACACAGCCCCGGAUUCGUGGGAGCUGGAGGAGGAUGCCGAGGCCCCGGCUGCUGCGGCGGGGCUCCCCACCGCCUUCGCCGCCCUCAACGUCAACGCCAAGCCGUUCGUCCCAAACGUGAACGCCCCGGUGUUCGUACCCAGCUUCCUUCAAAGCAGCACCGUGGAAAUGUCGACUUCAGACGGUGCCUCUGAUCCAGUUGCCAGCAUGGAGGUGGCAGAAACACCCGCUCCGUUGGAGAACGGAGACGCCGAGGCAGACAUGACCACAGAGGAAGAGACGUGGGAGCAGAAGGAGGAGCCAGGGGGAGGAGGAGGAGGACAGGAGGACGUGCCAGGCGGAGGAGCAUGCGAGGAAGGUGCUGCGGGGAAGGAGGAUGAAGAAAUGAUGGAGGAGGAAGAGGAAGAGAUCCCAAUGCCCAAAGUGACACCCGCUCCCCCAGACGCCCCGAAGAAAGAACACGUGAACGUGGUCUUCAUCGGUCACGUGGAUGCUGGCAAAUCCACUAUCGGAGGACAAAUCAUGUACCUAACUGGAAUGGUGGAGAAGCGAACACUGGAAAAAUAUGAAAGGGAAGCGAAAGAAAAGAACAGGGAGACAUGGUACCUUUCGUGGGCCCUGGACACAAACCAGGAGGAAAGAGAUAAGGGGAAGACCGUUGAGGUUGGGAGGGCGUACUUUGAGACUGAGAAGAAACAUUUCACCAUCCUUGACGCCCCCGGCCACAAGAGCUUUGUUCCCAACAUGAUUGGGGGAGCGUCUCAAGCUGACCUGGCAGUUCUGGUGAUUUCUGCCAGAAAGGGAGAGUUUGAGACCGGUUUUGAAAAAGGAGGACAGACAAGGGAACACGCCAUGCUUGCUAAAACAGCGGGAGUCAAACAUCUAGUUGUCCUGAUUAAUAAGAUGGAUGACCCCACUGUCAACUGGAGCCUGGAAAGAUAUGAGGAGUGUAAGGAAAAGCUAGUGCCAUUUCUAAAGAAAGUGGGGUUCAACCCCAAGAAGGACAUCCACUUCAUGCCUUGCUCCGGACUCACAGGUGCCAAUCUCAAGGACCCUGUACCCGAAUGCACCUGGUACACGGGAUUGCCAUUUAUUGCCCACCUGGACAGCUUGCCAAACUUCACGAGAUCUAGUGAUGGACCAGUCAGACUACCUAUCGUAGACAAGUAUAAGGACAUGGGCACUGUCAUUCUAGGUAAGCUGGAAUCUGGAUGCAUCAGUAAAGCCCAGCAGCUGGUCAUGAUGCCAAACAGGCACACGGUGGAGGUAUUGAGCCUGCUUAGCGAUGAUGUGGAAACAGAUGAUGCAUGUCCUGGAGAAAAUCUGAAGCUGAGGCUGAAGGGCAUUGAGGAGGAAGAGAUCCUCCCUGGUUUUAUCCUCUGUAGCCCUGAUAACCUCUGCCACUCUGGACGCACCUUCGAUGCACAGAUUGUGAUUAUAGAGCAUAAAUCAAUCAUUUGUCCUGGUUACAAUGCAGUUCUGCACAUCCACACCUGUAUUGAAGAAGUCCAAAUCACGGCCUUAAUCUGUCUGGUGGACAAGAAGACGGGGGAGAAAAGCAAAACACGACCACGCUUCGUCAAGCAGGACCAGGUGUGCAUUGCUCGACUCCGGGCAGCAGGAGUCAUCUGCUUAGAGACCUUCAAAGACUUUCCUCAGAUGGGACGAUUCACUCUGAGAGAUGAAGGCAAAACUAUUGCCAUUGGCAAAGUACUGAAACUUGUGCCAGAAAAGGACUAAAUGCAGCAGCGACAACAUGCAUGGAGUUCUUCCACUUGUUAUCAGAGGAGAAACGCUGCUAGAGCCGACCCAAACAGCUACUCUCUCUUUACACAAAACUAUGCUGAAGAGGUGAACGACAACAUGAAGCACAGAAGGAGAAAAUUGCAUCAAAUGAAGAAAUCGAGACUGAAUCCGUUUUUUUGAUGAACAAUAUGAAAUGAGAAACCAAGUCCAGUGUGUCAGCUUUCUCAUAUUGAGAGCUCAGCUAUGCCACUAAUGUAGCUUCAUGCCCCCCUUCUGUACUCCCAUGGCCAACCGUGGUGUCGGCUGGCCACGCCAUUUGUUUUUAGAAUGGAGAUGGAUGCAGUGUUGCAGAGUCUGGGGAAAGAAAAGAUUUCACAUCCUGCAAAAGAGCAGAGUUAGCCUGUAAUUAUAAUUAGCAAAGUACACCUCCUUGUUUAAGAGUAGGAUUAAGACUCCAGUGGACGUUUUAUUUGAUUUUAAGGAUUGUUGUACCAAAAUGUUUAGUUUCGUCUCUCUCCUCAUGAGAAGGUUUAAUUGGACUGAGCUCACAUACUACUCUGAUGAACCAAGGAUAAAAACACACUCACACAGACACACCACUGUUACAGAAUCUAAACAGGAAAUAAAUGAUUGAGCUGCAACUAAAA